Molecule: messenger RNA, 1740 nt
Organism: Anopheles coustani
Lineage: Eukaryota; Metazoa; Arthropoda; Insecta; Diptera; Culicidae
Product: heme transporter FLVCR2-like
Exons: 3
Coding region: 1-1701 (566 amino acids)
Biological process (GO): heme export; transmembrane transport
Cellular component (GO): membrane
Molecular function (GO): heme transmembrane transporter activity; heme binding
Source: RefSeq, a predicted model, not a curated record
AUGCAUGUGAAGAAAGAAAUGAAUGAAUCCAGUUUUUUAGUGCAAUCUUUCCAUCAAUCGGCAUCUGUGUUUGGACGAUUGGAUAGAAAGAAGUCGUUGUCAACUCCAACUAUUCCGUCACAAAAUGUAAACUAUUUGUGUGUACCUAAGUUAGUUCAUCACAGACUGCAGCAAAAGCGUAUCGAAAUGGGAAAAGAGUUUUCCUUCGACGACAUUGCUAUCCAUACGGAAGUACAGCGUGCAACAACUUAUCAUACAAUAGCCAAAAGCAUUUCGCAGUCAACAUUAACUAUACCAGAGAACUACAGUUUCACGUCGGUCCAAAUUCAAAUUUAUAAGCGUAGAUGGUUUUUGCUGGUUUUGACAGUGCUUAGUAUUGCGAUUUCCUACGUGCAGUGGAUUCAAUAUAGUAUUGUUGCCAACAUAAUGGCAAAAUAUUACACCAUUUCUUCGGCUUGGAUAGACUGGACAUCGAUGAUUUUCAUGGUAAUCUAUAUAGUAGCAGUUUUUCCCGUGUCUUACGUUAUGGAUGUGCGAAACAUGAGACAAUCUGCUGUGACCGGGACUGUUGGUACCGCACUGGGCGCAUGGAUAAAAGUGUUUUCUGUGGAUCCAACGCGGUUUAAUGUGGUCAUUAUAGGGCAAAUCAUUACUGCAAUUGCACAAGUGUUUUUGCUCAGCAUUCCGUCGCGAUUGGCUUCUACCUGGUUUUCUCCCGAGGAAGCUUCAUCAGUAUGCGCGUUCGGCGUUUUUGGUGCACAGCUAGGAAUCGCCAUCGGGUUUUUCCUGACCCCCAUGAUCAUAACGAAUCAUAACGAUAUCGCUUCAAUCGGCGUUGAUUUACAAGUUUUUCUUAUGGGAGUAGCUGGAAUUUCAACAAUGAUAGCAUGUAUGGUCAUAGCAGUAUUUAAAUCAGAACCACCUUUUGCACCAAGUCAUGUUCAGGCAUUGCAACGUACGAUGAAACCACGCCGGAAAGACUACUGGCCAGCAGUAGGGCGAUUACUAAAGGACGACAAUUAUCUUAUUCUAGUAAUCGCGUACGGUAUUAAUGUCGGUUUGUUCAAUGCCUUUUCUACUCUAUUGAACCAAAUCGUUCUAAAUUACUUUCCGGAUAGCGCCUCCGAUGCAGGAAGAAUUGGUUUGGCUUUAAUAGUGCUGGGUUUAAUUGGAUCCAUGGUAUUCGGUUAUCUUCUUGAUACAAGCCAUAAAUAUAAAGCCACUGCCGUAUGGGUAUGCCGGUUGUCAGCUGUAACACUGGUUAUAUUCGCUCUUGCACUAGAAAGCCGCUCCAAGAAACUGUUAGCCGUUGCAUCCGUAUUUCUUGGUUUUUUCAUGACAGGGUUUCAACCGAUUGGGUAUGAGUUUGCAGCAGAGCUUACAUUCCCUGAGCCAGAUGGACCGGUUAUGGGUAUUCUGAACAUUUCUACACAAAUUUUUGGAAUCGUCAUAACAUUGAUGAUUUCCGGAAUUCAGAAUAUAUUGGGAGAUUUCGUUGGAAACAUCGUGUUUGCAGCAUUUCUGGUCCUGGAUGGAAAUAUCAUCGCUUUAAUUCGCUCAGAUUUACGACGAUACAAUACUCACCUGGAGAUAGAAAGCGAAGCUGCGAGGGAAUUUGCCGAGGAUGCAAGCGUGCAUUAUGGUGACCUUUCUAACUAUGAGGAUGCUGCAUUGAAACUUAAAAUAGAUCCAUGUAGUUGAUAAGACAAGGAGUUGAAAAUGUUAUCUUGCGUCUAGAUA